Messenger RNA from Torulaspora globosa, 804 nucleotides. RefSeq names its product Mcm21p (gene MCM21). The record is from RefSeq and is a predicted model, not a curated record. The coding region runs from base 1 to 804 and encodes 267 amino acids. NCBI's taxonomy places the organism in Eukaryota, Fungi, Ascomycota, Saccharomycetes, Saccharomycetales, Saccharomycetaceae. The transcript has a single exon. Gene Ontology annotation, cellular component: kinetochore.
AUGAAGAGAAGAACUGCAGAGACAGUUGCAAGAACCCCCAAAAAACAACGUAUAGCGGAAAACGGAAGUUCACCAGUGAUUUAUCAUCAAUUGCUUGACCCAACUAUUGCCAAGUUUAUUAACAUGGAAAACCUGAUCUCCCCGUCAAAGAGGUCUCGCAGCCUGAAGCAAAAGGACGGAAAUAAAUCCAUCUAUGACAGUGUUCUAUUGGAAAAUGCCUAUAGAAUGUUUGGAAUCUCUUCUUUCCCGGUUGUGGAUCCCAGUGAUCUGAAGCUGAACGAAGAAACGAAGGAGAUUCAGAUCACAAGAGAAAUGAUUGGGAUCAGGCUUGAGGUCUUCAAUGAGAGCUUAUCAAAGUACGAGAAGCCUUACUACGUUCUGCUCAAGAAGAAGAUGAAAUCUGAUUCGUGGACUUUGUUCAAACACACAGUACCACAAUACAUUGACGUGAGAGCUCUAUUUAACAAUACAAAUGGCGGAAUAAUAACGUCGCAUAAUUCCAUCUAUCUGUUUGCCAGAGAUCUGUAUAAGCAGCUGGUAGCACUGAGCAUGCGAGUGCAAUACCUGGAGGAGCUGGCAAAUUCGAAACUAGUCGACGAUCUCGAUAUCGAUUUAGAAGCGGCUGCAGUGUCAUUCACCCGGAAUGGAGCUCUUUUUAAGCUUCUACUGCGGGGGGACGAAGUAGUAUCCUGCUCGAUUCGCAGUAAUUUUAUUGAGGCCAGCCUCAGACCACGACAUGAGGCGUUAUUUCUGGGGCCUAUUAAUGAACUAGCAUUGAAGUUGAAACAUAUGGAUCAGCAGUAA